GUGAGAGACCCUCGUGAGCCCAGCUAUACAACAUCCGCUCCUCCAUCCAUCCUCGUUCACUCCGCAUCCGCAGCCGAAUUCCCCCGUCUCCACCGCUCAGUCCCCCGGACCGCCGGACCUCUCCUCGCCUUGCCAUGGCAGCCGCAGCACUGAGGGCGCAGCUGAACGCCCAUAUCGCCGGCAUGUACACCAAUGGUGUGGUGGACGAGGAUACAUUCGAGGAGCUGCGGGACGAGGGCACCGCCGCCGAGGUCUCCCGCCUCUUCAUCUACGACGCCUCCGAGAUCAUCGACGACAUCGACCUCCUGAUGGAGGAGCCUGAAGUGGACUUUGACGAGGUGGAAGCCCUGACGCAGCAGCUCAUGCGGUGCACCUCCAGUGUUGGUGCACAGCAAGUGAACCUCGCCUGCAUGCACUUCGGCAAUUUCUAUGCCAUACAAUACAAACAAGGGUGUCUCGUGUCAUUGGCUCUUGUUAGGAAUGAGUUCUAUAUUGUGCGACAUGAGUUGGAGAUCGUGAUGCAGCUCGAAGAGCAGAUCGCGGCAUGUGGUCCUGACUCCUAAGUAGCGGCAAGUGAAGGGGGAAGAGCCUGGCCCCAUGCAAUCCCUUGCAUUAUGCGGUCCAUGUGUCUCGGAAGAUGUAGCCGUUUUCAAAGGGUGUCUAGCACUAUAGGGUGCGCGUAAAAACUUAGA
Messenger RNA from Triticum aestivum (bread wheat), 692 nucleotides. RefSeq names its product histidine-containing phosphotransfer protein 2-like. Gene Ontology annotation, biological process: cytokinin-activated signaling pathway; phosphorylation; phosphorelay signal transduction system. Bases 135 to 563 code for a protein of 142 amino acids. Gene Ontology annotation, molecular function: protein histidine kinase binding; histidine phosphotransfer kinase activity. The transcript has 6 exons. NCBI's taxonomy places the organism in Eukaryota, Viridiplantae, Streptophyta, Magnoliopsida, Poales, Poaceae. Gene Ontology annotation, cellular component: cytoplasm; nucleus. The record is from RefSeq and is a predicted model, not a curated record.